GAUUGCACAUGACUACGAUAAUGACACCUGUCAAUUCCCGAUUCAAAGGAAUUCUGUGAGUAGUAAGGGUAAUUACUGGAAUCGCUUAUCAGUACGAGUUACAAAAGAGUUCAAACUCCAAGCUUCAACUGAAUCACAGUUAAGUUUCAGUCAUGCAGUCUUCAUCUUCCAAUAUUGUCUCAAAUAACUGGGAGGAAGUGGAUAGGAAAGAGAUUACAAAUCUUGUAACGGAAACAAACGGCCGAAAAGAAAACGUUUUACGUGUAAAAGAAGAUGUACUUCUUCAUCACUUGGAUAUCAGCAUAGUAGAGGCCGAAAAGCGCAUAAAUGGACCAUUGACACUGAAAGAAUACUACUCUGUUUACCUAAUCGAGACAAAGGCUAAUGACAAAAAUUGGAGAGGUGGACUUUCUCCUACUGGUUCAGUAUGGAGACGUUACAGUGAGUUUGAAUUGUUAAGGUUUCAGUUGGAAAACAAAUAUCCAGAGGUUAUUAUUCCACCUCUGCCUGAGAAAAAGGCAUCAUUUACUCGACAAAAUCAAAGCAGUGAUAACAUCGAUCCUGUGUUCGUCGAUCGUCGAAGAGUAGGAUUGGAGAACUUCCUCUUACGCGUUGCCUCCCACCCCAUUUUAUGCCACGACCAAGUCUUGCUCAAAUUUCUUCAAUCAGAUCGCGAGUGGUCAGAUCUUGAUGUAAAUGCAGAUGGUGGGAAAUAUGUUCAGCAGGCAGAAUUCAAAUUGAAAUCAAUAAGUACCUCUUUGAGAUUGAAGAAACCUGAUGAUCACAUCGAAGAAAUACGACACUACAGUUCAGAAUUACAAUCAUCGUUGGGAAACCUGUUGAGGCUUCGUGUCCGUCUCGCCGAUCGCCUAUUUGCUAUUCACAAGUUACAUGCAAAUUAUGGAAGAGUUUUUAGUGAAUGGAGUGCCUUAGAGAAAACAAUGGGAGAUGGUUUACAAAAAGCUGGGCAUUACAUGGAUUGUUACGCUGCUGCAAUUGAUGCACACAUGGAAGAGGAAGAUAUAGUGGCAGAUCAGUUGAAAGAGUAUCUUUUCUAUGGUCAAGCACUGCAAGGACUUUGUAGCCGACACCAAAUGGCCCAACUCGAAGUCGAAAAAGCUGAGUCUCAAUUGUCGAUGCAGCAGUACAGCAAGAGUAGAUCUCUAGGUCAAGAUGGUUACCUUACUAAGCUUUGGGGGAAGUGGACUGGAACAACGGAAACUCCAGAUGAUCGUCAAGCUAAAAUCGAAACUAUAGAGCGUAAUAUCGACGAAGCUCAAGUUCUAGUUCAAACCGCGUCUACUCAACUUAGUCAAUUUUCCAAGCGAGCUGCAAAUGAGGUUGACCGCUUUCAUCAGCACAAAAACGCUAAUCUGCAAGAAUCCUUGGCCAAUUACGUUAUUCUUCAAAUGAAAUUGUCAAAAUUGGGUUUGCAGACUUGGAAGCAUGUCAAGGAAGCCUUGGAAGAUCUGCCUUGAGAACUGAUUAUACAUGCUGAACUAUUCUUUCGUCUGUGAUUCUGUCUCGCCUCAUAAAAUUACUUUUUCAGCUGAUAAUCUUUAAUAAGCGAUUUGUUAUAGGAGAUAUUGUCUUUAUAUUCUCUCAGCUCCUUUUUUUUGCCCACUUUUUCAUUCCUGAUGUGUUCGUGUGCUCUUCUAAACUGUCUAGCCUUUGAUAUUUUGUCUUCGAUGUCAUCACAAUUCAUGUACACAGAUUUACCGCAACUCUAUAA
Molecule: messenger RNA, 1732 nt
Organism: Daphnia magna
Lineage: Eukaryota; Metazoa; Arthropoda; Branchiopoda; Diplostraca; Daphniidae
Product: sorting nexin-4
Biological process (GO): protein transport
Molecular function (GO): phosphatidylinositol binding
Source: RefSeq, a predicted model, not a curated record